AUGAACCAUAUCGAUGUGUGCACAAAGUACCGUCUUAGAAAGACCGAUCUAUGUGGAGGCUAUUCCAUAUCGCCAAAAAGAAGUGACGCAGAUGGUGAAAAAAACUGCACUGGACGUAGAAGGGCGAACCGUCAUGGGGAUGGAAGCAGAAGUGGGUCAGCUUUCAAAAAAAAAGGAUUAGAUGGAAAGAAAAAAAAAAACUCCUUUCCCCCAGUCGGAACACUUCUCAAUAGUUCUAUGCUGGACAAAGGAAUUGAAACAAUUUGGAAUUCUCUAAACAGGGAUGAAGACAAUUCCGUGGAUUUGUUCAACAUCGAUGUUUAUUCAUCUUUGACAGAAAGGGGAAAAGGAAAAUUUCAAAAAGUUAUUUUACCGUACCUGUUAGACAACGCGCAGAAAGUGGAUGCACUAAAAAAUCCUUUAUUUGAAGAUGAGGCUAAUCCACGUGGUGAAUUCCACUUUAAGAAUGUGUGCCAGGUGAAGAGAGUAGCUAACGAGAAUGACCUGUGCUUGCUGGCUCAAUGGGAAGGGGGAAGUAGGCUGGAGAUGAAGAAUCCACCCCCCGAAAUGUUGAUUAUAUCGAGAAAGGCCUUUUUUAACAUAAUACAGAGGGAAUGCUUUGCUAAAGAUCGACUAGAACGUAAGAGUGAUGUGCUACUCAGGACGGUCCUACAAAUGUGGAAAUAUAAGGAGGUGUUCUUUUCCAAUAAAGGGGAGAAUGCUCUUCUGGGAGGGGACAUUUCAGAGGGGUAUUUUACCCUUCCCGAUUGGAAGAAGUGGAACGAGCCAAGAUGCAAAACGGGAGGAUCUCCCCUGUUAAGGGAAGACUACCAUGUGAUGGAAAACGAAAAUGUUCUCAAUGAUGUCAUACACGAGAGCAUAAUGCUCUUGUCAAAAAAUAGUGGACGGAGGCGUAUCACAGUGGACCCACAAAACAGGGACCUAUCAAAGGGAACAAUUAAGAGGAGAAAAUUCACUCAGAUGGGGCGUUUCAGAAGGGAAAAGAAAUGCGUCGACCCGAUGACAAUAUUGAAGGCGUUCCUAAAAAAGGACGCCAUCGGGGUAGGGCACAACGACGCGCUAAUAGAAUUGCGUGAAUGCACGUUUCAGCCGAAUGUUCGCAGGUUUGUGGAAGCCGAAGUGGACCGCGCGGCAUGGGAAAAAGCAAACAAGAGGGGGGGGAAAAGGGAGAUACACAUCAAAGCGGGUAUCGACGCAGACGUUGAUGCAAAAGCCGAGCGAGAGGAUCUGUUCAAACGGGCAGGUGGUCACAUAACAAGCGAUGUGCACAAACGGCUGCUGGAAGAGUCCUCAGAGAAGCAUGAGAAUCGAGGGAUGGAAGAUGAGAGUGUCGUGAAGUAUCUGCAAAUGUGUUGUCUGUCCUACGGGGUUGACAUGGAAAAAGAGUCCAAACAGAGUACAUAUAGGCGUCACGAUACCGCACGGCAACCAACGCACAGGGAGAGCAGGAAGAUAUCGCGAAGCAGGACACCAAAGAUGAGUAGUUACACUUUGGACGGAAGCAUGAUAGGUGCACGAAAAAAUGCUAAUAGUAGAACUCCUAAUGGGAAAAGUGCAUGGGCUGAUGGACUCCGCGGAGGCUACAUAAGUAAUUACUUUAACUUCUCACCUGUGGAUAAAAAUAAUGCACUGUGGGGGUUGCCCUCUUGCAAACCCGAUUACAGUAGCGACAUACGAUUGCAUGGCAGAAGGCUAAAAACGAAAGUUGUACCUAAUGUGGACUUAUCGAACGAGAUGCUUCGUUCACCCUUUUCGAAUGCAAAUUUUCUUGCCGAAGGGGGGGAGAAUCCUCCUCCCGGGGGGUCGCUCUUUCGAAGUGGUAAUCCCAAGGUUGAUAAUCCCAGGAACAAAAUUGACGGCAAUAGGACCAUCAACCGUGGUGGGACAAAAAAACCACCAUCCUCGGCUAGUCAACCUUUUCUUUCGCUUCACAACAGUGGACUGACAACUGCAAAAUGGGAAUCUCAAAAUGUGAGAGCUGAGAUGACCAACCAGCUGGGCGGAAAAAUAACUGGAAGGUGUUCUUCAUUUGGGCCAAGUGACCCUCCGAAGGUCAUUGCAGUGAAGUGGGAAAAGUCACUGGACGAUAUAGAGAAAGAGCUGUUCUGCUUGCCCCAGUCGGUCCGCUUCGUACAGAUUCGUUAA
Plasmodium inui San Antonio 1 is the source of this 2166-nucleotide messenger RNA. RefSeq lists its product as hypothetical. The transcript is spliced from 2 exons. The record is from RefSeq and is a predicted model, not a curated record. The coding region runs from base 1 to 2166 and encodes 721 amino acids. Lineage: Eukaryota; Apicomplexa; Aconoidasida; Haemosporida; Plasmodiidae.